Talaromyces marneffei is the source of this 1704-nucleotide messenger RNA. RefSeq lists its product as uncharacterized. The record is from RefSeq and is a predicted model, not a curated record. The transcript is spliced from 5 exons. Gene Ontology annotation, biological process: transmembrane transport. NCBI's taxonomy places the organism in Eukaryota, Fungi, Ascomycota, Eurotiomycetes, Eurotiales, Trichocomaceae. Gene Ontology annotation, molecular function: transmembrane transporter activity. Bases 1 to 1704 code for a protein of 567 amino acids.
AUGCCGUCGGUAGACAAGGACAUAGCCAUGCCAGAAGAGCAGGAUCUCUCUGAACGACCAACUCGCGAGUCCAGUGUUCUCCCCAAUAAUGAUAUUGCAGUUGAUACCAACGAGGGUGAUAGUGCAUGUGGGAGUGGUGAUGACAACACAACUGUUGAAGAACAAAUCGUGAAUAAUGUUAUAAUUGUGCGGGAAGAGAAGCUUACCACUGAUGUCGAAUUCGUCCCGGUCGGUUCUGACUUGAGUUCUUCUUCGUCUGACCUGGAGGCCGCAGAGAAGACGGCAGACCAAGAUGAUCGACAACGCCGUGACCCCAAUGAGGUCGAUUGGGAUGGACCGGAUGAUCCCAAGUAUCCUAUGAAUUGGCCACGAUGGCGAAAAUCAUGGAUAAUCGUUAUCCUAAGUGUACUGCGACUACUCAUCCCCUUUGCCUCAUCGAUGAUGGCUCCAGCAAUUUUGAACAUCCAUGAUGAAUUCCACUCGAAUAGCAUUACACUUGACACCCUCAGCAUCUCUAUUUUUAUGCUUGGCGUAGGAGCAGGCCCGUUGCUCUUUGCGCCUCUUUCCGAGCUCUAUGGACGAAACCUCAUCUACCAUUUGAGUAACUUUUUCUUCUCUAUUUCUAGUGUUGGCUGCGCCAGGGCACCCAGUUUAAAAUCCCUCAUUGGUUUUCGCCUGAUAGCAGGCAUCGCCGGAUCCGCAGUGAUCUCUAAUGGUGGUGGGACAAUCGCUGAUAUUGUUCCCAAAGAAAGCAGAGGUCUUAUUACUACCCUAAUGGUGUUAGGCCAACUGAUUGGUCCUGUUAUAGGGCCUACAGUAGGUGGAUACGUGUCGCAAGGCGUGGGGUGGAGGUGGAUCUUCUGGCUGCUCACAAUUGUUUCCGGAGCAUUUACAUGCCUUGGCUUCAUCUUUUUGCGUGAGACCCAUCCUCCGACUCUUCUCAAAUGGAAAGCGGCAAGAUUACGAAAGGAAACAGGCAACAAGCUGCUUUACCACAAGGGCAAAUCGUCAGUUCCCCAGAAGCAGCUUUUCAUGGAAGCUUGCCAGCGACCUCUGAGAAUGCUUUUUACGAAUCCCGUAAUCUUCAUGGUGUCUAUCUACAUUGCCCUUGUUCUUGGAUAUGCAUACAUCUUAUUCACCUCAUUCGCUUUUGUUUUUCAACAGCAGUACGGCUUUGGAGAGGGAACUACAGGGUUGUUGUAUUUCGGGAUCGGUAUUGGCAUGCUAGUUGCGCUUGUUUGGAUGAGUCGAUACAGUGAUCGGAUUUUCGCCCAGAAAGAGCGGCAGAUGGGCAGAUCGAAAGCAGAGUUCCGCCUGAUACCCCUGCUAUAUGGAACAUUUUUCAUUCCCGUAGGCUUCAUUAUAUACGGCUGGGCCAUUCAAUUUCAUGUUUAUUGGGUUGUUCCCAUUUUCGGGACCAUGUUGAUGGGAGUGGGAACUGUCUUAGCUUUGGUUGUGACACAAACAUAUCUUAUAGACGCUUUCACCGUCCAUGCAGCGAGCGCCAACGCAGCGAACUCUCCCAUUAGAUGUCUAGCUGCUGCUCUCUUACCAUUGAGUGGAACUUCGCUUUACGAUGCGCUGACAUUUGGCUGGGGCAAUACAAUGCUUGCACUUAUAGCGCUGAUAUUCAGUGUUCUACCAUGGAUAACAUAUCGAUACGGUGAACAACUUCGAGCAAGAUACACCGCUGAUACAAAGUAA